AUGCCAGGUCUUUUCUUACCUUCGAGAACUUCUUUGGACUCGGAUAUCGCGACAGCCGACAACCGUAGAAUCGCGGCCAUCUUACACGAGGCUGAGCUAUCUCCACCACGGCGUAUCCCGGCUUUGGCCGAGCCAGAUGUUCGUGAUUUUGAGGCCUCUCUUCCAAGCAAUAUUGAUAAGGCACGGUCCUUGCUCGUCCAACAACGAACCAACGAGCCUGGCUACCGGCAACCUGACCAACAGAAACGACAUGUCUUCAGGUCAAAAAAGAGUAAAGAGGCAAAAUGCAAUACAGUCAAUUGGGUUUUCACUAAGCACGAGGUCUCAAAGGCAUUUAGUGAGCUCCUGUCUCGCGUAACGCUCCCAGCGCCAGGCAUUGCGCAGGCACUGCUGUCUCAUGCAUCAGUAGCUUCUCUGGAGGAACUAUGGUGUUACUUACACGAUCCAAAAUUGGAGAAGAGGACGGAGAGUCGCUUCAGAAAGUCCAGGUCAGCCGCGCUUCCUAAGUCGAUAUCGUCCGUGGUUCUUAAGACUGGCUCCUCUCUGGCUCUUAAGAAUAACUCCUCUUCGGUUCUUAAGACUAGAUCCCUUGUGGCGCCCGAGACAACAACUGUCACGAAUCCCGAGAUCACCUGGCUGGAAGAGGUUUGCAGCCAAGAAAACCUUGAAUACACUCGUUUGAUGUGCCAAGCCGGGUUGGGUGAAGAUGCGUUGGCACGGGCGUUCAAGAUCGCACUUUCAAAGCACUCAAUGGACGCAGUGGAGGUUCUCCUCAGCUUUGGGGCCGUUGUUUCUCCUGCUUGCCAAGAGACUAUCCGAGAGCGUGUCAAGCUUCACGACGUUGCACUUGUCAGGCUUUUGUUGUCGGCUCCGAACGCGAUGAGCGUCGAAGCCUGGCAGAGUUGCUUGGAGCUGAAAAGUGAGAGCUUGGAACCCACUUGGAUGCAAUCUCCUGAACUUCUACUACUGUGUCUCGCCCACCGCCCCGAGCUAGCUUGCAGGCAUUUGCUCCUGAAAGCACUGGAAUCGCAGAAUCUCUCGGCCACGGCGAUCACACUCGCUUAUGGGCGCUUUUCUGGUGCCUACCUCGGCGACGUUCGCAAGCUCGCAUGCCAAUUUGCGUCCCAUGUCCAGGAUGACGAGCGUAGGCACAAAUUCUUCAAGAUGCUUGUUGAAGCAGGAUUCGUGGCGGACAGUCUGGUCCUUCGCCAAGAGUUGCUGAAGGACGUGAAAACUCGUCAAUUCCCACUGGUCAAACUGUUGGCGGACGCUGGCGUCAUUGUGGACAUGGAGCCCCAUAACGCAUUCUAUUGGGCUGUUUCACACAUGGACUUUGACAUACUAGAGUUGCUCAAAAGUUGCAAGUUCUCAUCGCCCAUCUCACCGGCAUUGAAAUUCGUGCCCGAUUCAACAUCGGAGUCGGACUUGUUACGACUCGUAGAAAUUUUGGGCCCGAUAGGACUGGUUGGUGAGCCACUGGACUCGUGCUUGAUUUGUGCUGUGCGAAGGCGGCACCUUCAGCUCAUUGGCGCGAUGAUUCGCUAUGGUGCGUCGAUCGAGUUUAAACAAGCUUCCGCCAUACAGACAGCCAUGGAAAAUGCGGACCUGGAACUCCUCGGCGUCCUCCUUCGGAGUAAGUGCUCGGCAACGAUCCUAUCAGCAAUCAUUCCCACCGCAAUGGCCCUGCAAUCAAGGCCUAUCCGACUACAGGCAAUGAAAGCUCUCGUCAAGAAAGGAGUCCUGCCUCAAGAGCUCGGCGUUCCGCUGCAGAGGUUAGUGUCUGAAGAUGACGACAUAGACUCUGAACUAGUCCAGCUUCUCCUUCAGCAUGAAGCACCCGUUGAUGGAGUUGACGAUGACACCAACAAUGUUGUCUUGGUAGCUACACGGAGAGGUAACUUAUCGAUACUCAAAAUGCUAUGCGAUGCUAGACCGCGAAACGACACUUUGUCUAAGGCUGUUCCAGUGGCCUUCGGCGUGAUGGAUACUUGCGGGUAUGAUGUGGCGCUGAAUAUGAUCAAGCUAUUACUCCAAAGCGGUGCGGCUGGCCUACCAACCCAUCAGACUCUCCUGGCCGCCGCUAAGCAAGACCGACUGGAGAUUGUGCGCCUUCUGGUAGGACAUGGUGCUGACGCGAACUACUCGAGAGGGGCUUCCUUUGGCGUUGCGCUAACGACAUCAAACUUCAAAUUGCUUCAAAUACUAUGUGCAAAGUGCCCGCCUAGCCGAGCGAGCAUAAAAUCCGCGUUCUCCCUAGCUAUUGAUCCCCGGUAUUAUACCUCGGAGGCUCUGGAACUGCUGCUCAGCUCUACACCAUAUGUCAGUACUACGCUAAAUGCUUUGCCGCCUUCUGAGAAGUUGAGAGGCAAUCCUAAUAUCACCGCAAUCGUUUCGUGUCUCCUUCGACAUGGAUUGGAUGUCAAUCUUGGAAAUGGGGCUGUCCUCUCAUUCGCUAUCCGAGAAAGGAAUGUUGUUCUUCUCGAUAGAAUUCUCUCUGCGAACCCGAGCAUUACCUCUUUAAAAGCAGCUUUUCGUACCGCCAAUGACGCCCAACCUAGGAGCUUGGAACUUGAUACCAUGAGGCUUCUCUUAGAGAAGGCGAAUUCGGCUGAAAUUGGACAAUCAGAAUCGCUGUUGCAACAGGUAUACUGUGCGCUAUCUGGCGAUUUUGCAGGCCUUCGGCUCCUCCGUCGUCAUAACGCCGUAGCUACUCCAGACAUUUUCACAAGGGGAUGUCUUACAACAGCAUCCUCUACGAUAAGCCGGAACGAAAAACAAGAAAUCUUUGAAUCCCUGCUUGUCCCUAGUGCUGGAAAAUUGACACAGGACAUGUCAAAAUUACUAGCUCAUUCUGUUACGGACGUUCCAGAGUGCACGCAGCUGCCGCAACUAUUAUUGGCAUAUGGCGCCGAAGUUAAAUUCGAAACCCUCAAUGUAGCGCUGGAAACCUCUUCUUUCGAAUUGCUCCACGUGCUGCUUAGCAGUAUCAAGAGCGUCGACAGAAUAGUGAUAACGUUCAGACAGGCCAGGAAAACCACGAUGGCUUCGGAGAGGAGAUACUGGAUUUACCAACAUCUGUUGGGCAGAGGAAUUCCCAGCGAUGACGUUUCUGAGGCUCUCCUUGAUUCGUUGAAGGCUGAUGACCUUGGUGAUUUGUCUUUUCCCAAGCUACUUCUCGAAAAUGGCGCUUCCCCCGGCUACCAAAACGGCAAGCCCUUUUCCCUUGCCCUUCGCACGACUUCUCCGAAUUCCAUUUUCGCUGUGAGGCUCCUGACCCAAUACCUCGUCGACGACGCCAUGGCCACUGUUGCAUUUGACGUGGUGCGCACGGUUCCCUUCGUCAAAAACCAUGCCGGGAUGAAGAUCUAUCGCCCCCUGCUAGAAUGGAACAUUAGUAAACCGUCCAUUUGUCAAGCCCUUGUAGACAGUUUCAAGGGCGGCUGUCCCGACAUCUCCAUUUUGCGGUCGCUUCUUGCAAGGGGCGCGGAUCCGCACGAAUACAAUGGUUAUUGCUUUGCUGCGGCUGCCAAAAUGGGAGCGCUGGUAGAGUUUCAAGCUCUCAGUAAAUAUGCAAAGCUGCCGGUGGUUCUGAAAGUACUUCUGAACAAUUUCGAAGAAGAAAGGCAAAUCGUACGGUGGUUUAAGGUGUGUCUAGAGGAACAACCCCGAUUAGGGAAGAUUGAUCAGGACGAGCUGGUGUUCCAAUGCAUGAGUAAAUUCCCAGUGGGAACCACGCUCUUGAAGCUUCUCCUUGACCGAGGACUGUCUGCUUCAGCAAAAAUUGAUCACUGCCUCUGCGCUAGCUGGAAGCCUGAACCAUGCACGGCCCUGAUCUGGGCUAUUUUUCAGAAGCCUAGGAUUGAAAACGACGUCAUCCUAUUACUCCUGUCUCGAGGAUCUGCAUCACUGCCGGCGUAUUCAACGCCACUAACCAAAGUAUCUGCAGCUUUUGGCUGCCUGCUGGACAAAACGCGCCUUCCCAUCUUGAAAGAUCUACUCGAUCUGGACAGGGACCGAAUAUCAGACUACGUGAUUCCAGGAUCCUCGUUUGGUCCUCUGGCUAUGUCUCCAAGAGCAUUCAAAGGGGAUUCGGACUUUUUGAGUGACACAGACGAGAUCCCUCUGCGCGAAGCCUCCAUAUUCUUGGGCAACUUCGAAGCCUUUCGCCUUAUAACGGCUGAGAUGACGCCAAACGAUGGAACGCUUCAUCUCGCCGCGCUUCUAGCGCUGCCCAAAUUUGUCACAUGGCUCCUAAAAACCCACGACCCAAAUCACAAAGCAGAAGAGUACGACAACAUGGUACCGCUUGCCUGCGUUUGCGAAUCGAAGCCCCACUAUUGGUGCAAGAUCGCCAACGAAGAAUCGGACUGGAGAAACAGGCAGAAAGAUACGAUGCACCUUCUGGCUGGUGUAACCAGUCCUAAGUGGCGGUAUAGGAACAUGACCAUUCUCCAUUUUGCGAUGGAAAAGGGGCUUGAGACAGCCAAGGCCAUGAUUGAGGCUCUCGAUAUCCGUCACGACCCCGAGAGAGAUGAGAAAUAUCUCUACGUGGACCGCGACGGGAUCGAGUACUCGCCGCAACAAUACGCGUUGAAAAUCUGGGACGCUGACAGCAAGGAUAAGAAAACCCUCAUUGCAUGCCUUGAAGCUGCGACCUAA
Rhinocladiella mackenziei CBS 650.93 is the source of this 4659-nucleotide messenger RNA. RefSeq lists its product as uncharacterized. NCBI's taxonomy places the organism in Eukaryota, Fungi, Ascomycota, Eurotiomycetes, Chaetothyriales, Herpotrichiellaceae. Bases 1 to 4659 code for a protein of 1552 amino acids. The transcript is spliced from 2 exons. The record is from RefSeq and is a predicted model, not a curated record. Gene Ontology annotation, molecular function: protein binding.